AUGUCACGUGGCGCCAUCUGGCGGCCUCAGCGAAGCCGAUCGGUGCGCUCGCUCGCGCGUCGUCUGCGACAGCCCGCCGGCAAUCGAUCGCGGGGGGGUCAGGCGGGCGCCAGCCAGAAUGGCGACGUCUACGUCCCGCCGCCGGCGAGCGACUACGACGCUCAGGAACGCAGUUCGCGCGAGUCUACCCUAAGCUUCCGUCCCAGCCACGGCGCCUCGUACAAUCAGCAGCCGCACCAGGGUCCCCAGCUGGGAGGAGACUUCCAGUCCAGGGCCCACCACCCGGAGCGCCCCCAGUUGGAACAACCCACGAGCCAGGGGCCGGGUCCCAGCAGUCAACCGGGCUCCGUUCACAGGCUCUCCUUCCCUCCCAGCGGCAUCGAGAGGCACCUGGCACGCUUACACAGUACGACGAGCACAGACAACAGGAAGUCGUUUCCGCCAUGCCAGGUGUCGGACACGGACUCCGGUCUGGGCCGUACCAUCACCGCCGAGACGAGCGAAGAGAGCUUCGCCGGAGCUGUCGCCGCUCCCCAGGCACCGCCACCUCCGUCUCACCGUCUGUGCGGGGGUAACGUGUGCAACGGCAUCUACCGGGCGAGCGGUGCCGUCUCUCCUGGAGGUGCGACCGGAGGUGGUCCUGUACGUACGAACAGAGGUGGUUCGGACGCUGUCCUGGACGACGGUCUGGCACAUGAAAUGGCGCUGCUGCGCGUCGAGCUCGAGAUCGUGCGCUGGGAGUGCGAGAGCAUCAUCCGCCAGAAGAGGCGCCGCGACCAGGACCUGCUGGGAUCGUGGUCCAGGCGACGGCGCGUCCUGGACUGGAUGCAGCGACACGACAGCAGCGACACCUCGUACGACCCUUCCACGCUGUCCUCCAACUCGGAAGACCGCCGCGAGGCGAGCCCGAGCCCGACGUCUUCUGUGGAAGCCCUCUGCAGCCGGACUCCGCCGCCGUCAUGCGCGGGCGGAGCGCCGGAGUCGCCCGUCAUACAGCAGCACAUCUACGAAUCUGUGGCCAGAAGUCCGUCACCGCUGACGUUGCAUGACCCUGAACAACAACAACACCCACCGAGCGGACCCCCGGGUCGGGUCCUCUCCCCGGAGCACAAGAGAUGUUCGUCGGCCAGUCCGGUGCGCCGGAAACUGCAGGCCGGCGCACCCCUGCCUGCCGUGUUGAGUCCCGUCAGAACUUACCGCUUCUCGUGCACCAUCAACGAGUCACCGCAGACUCCGGCGGCGGUGGCCGUUCGGAGCAGCACCCGGUCGCCCAGCUGUUCCCCCGUCAGACACAGUGCAGCCUUCAGACCCCGAUGCAGCUCGAACCCAGUACCGCACGCGGUGACACCGGCCGUCAUUCCGAUCGUGACGUCUCGAACGGCGGGUCAGAUUAGCGACCUGUACAGGCGCCAGGAACACAGCACCUCCUGUUUCCCGACCCAGAGCAUCCCGGAGAGCCCGCUGGCGCUGCACAGCACCAGUUCCAGUCCGAUUCCUAUCGUGACCUAUAGCGACCGCUCGCCGGUGGCGUCUCCCGUGAGGUUCCAGCACGAAACAGGAGGCAGUCCCUCACUGGCGUCGCCCUGCGGGGGGUCAUCCCGGUCUUCCAGGCCCUCGUUGAGCGAAGACAAGCCUCGUAGGUGGUUCGAUAGCAUUCUCCAGCAACAGGACCCUUCCGCCUAUCAAGCCCACGAGCCCGCUCAGCUGUGCUCCUUCUACAGUCCUCAGAGGCAGUGCGCCAAGUCUAGUAGUAGCAGGCUUCAACCAGUCUUCGAGGCCGAGUGCUACGGUGGUAGGGGUGCCAGAGGUGGAGGAGGAGGCAUCCUCGACUUGGACCUCGAAGUUCGUCACCAAAGAGUACGAGAUAUUUCCCGGUGA
Messenger RNA from Rhipicephalus microplus (southern cattle tick), 1878 nucleotides. RefSeq lists its product as uncharacterized. The record is from RefSeq and is a predicted model, not a curated record. NCBI's taxonomy places the organism in Eukaryota, Metazoa, Arthropoda, Arachnida, Ixodida, Ixodidae.